Messenger RNA from Phytophthora sojae, 534 nucleotides. RefSeq lists its product as hypothetical. The record is from RefSeq and is a predicted model, not a curated record. The transcript has 2 exons. Lineage: Eukaryota; Oomycota; Peronosporomycetes; Peronosporales; Peronosporaceae. The annotation marks the transcript as partial.
GAAGCUACGCGGCUUGAUACUGUCCAGGACAUCAUAUCAGAGCUGGAGAAGAGGGCUAUCGGAGCAGGGACAGUUACUUACGACGGGCUGAAUGACGCUAUUAGGGCAUGCCUUCAGGCCGAGCGCCAGAUGUGCCACUUCUGGGGUGGCAAAUUCCGUCGCGUGCCUGCUGAUUUUGGGAUCCCUGACUGCUCUGUUCGUCAUGCAUGGGUGCUUUGGAUGUGUGGAAAUAAGGCCAAGCAAGUUCCACCUCUCCGCAUUCUUGUCGGCCGCGAUAUGCCUAGUCGAAUUCUACAAAAGAGCCUAAGCCAGCUCCGCUUUCUCAUGCGCAAGAUCGAGAAUGAUGCCGCAUCUAAAAAUCUGCUUCAACUUGGCCAGUCCAUCGACGCAGCGACUCAAGUCUUCUUAGCCUGUGCGGAUAGCGUCACCGUGGACGAUAUUACGGAACACUCACGAAAACGCCGUCGUGGGCAACUCAGCUGGGCGACAGUAGGAAAGCUACUGCGAAAAAAAGCAAAAAGAACAGUCAACUAA